This is a messenger RNA of Prosopis cineraria, 1550 nucleotides long. Its product is annotated as probable plastid-lipid-associated protein 12, chloroplastic. The transcript is spliced from 11 exons. The coding region runs from base 30 to 1271 and encodes 413 amino acids. NCBI's taxonomy places the organism in Eukaryota, Viridiplantae, Streptophyta, Magnoliopsida, Fabales, Fabaceae. The record is from RefSeq and is a predicted model, not a curated record.
CCCAGCCAGAAGCUGUGAGCCACAUAACAAUGAACAGAACCCAAGCUCCCUCCCUCGCUCGUUGCCGCUCCUCCUCCUCUUCAAUGGCUCUCAAAGUCGCCGGCUUUAGUUUCCCCCCAAAUUCUGCAUUUUCACUCCCUCCAUCUUCUCUGCGUCUCUCUUCUCCAAAUCCUGUCAAAUUCUCUCUCAUUCCCAAAGACAGGCUCGUUGUUUGGUCUUCUCAAGUCCAACAGCAAGGAGAACAGAUCCCCUUUACAGAACGUGAAAACUCUCUCAUUGAUGCCCUUAUUGGCAUCCAAGGACGAGGACGUUCUGCUUCUCCUCAGCAGCUGGAUGCCGUUCAGCGUGCAGUACAAGUCUUAGAAGGUUCAGGCGGGGUGCCCCAUCCGACAAACUCCAGUUUAAUUGAAGGUCGAUGGCAACUAAUGUUCACCACAAGACCAGGAACAGCAUCUCCAAUUCAGAGAACAUUUGUUGGCGUUGACUUUUUUAGCGUCUUUCAAGAGGUUUAUCUUCGGACAAGUGAUCCACGGGUUUCCAAUAUUGUAAAAUUCUCUGAUGCCAUAGGUGAGCUUAAAGUGGAGGCUGCAGCUUCAAUUGAAAAUGGGAAAAGAAUCCUAUUUAGGUUUGAUAAAGCAGCCUUUUCUUUCAAAUUUCUGCCAUUUAAGGUACCAUAUCCAGUCCCAUUUAAGCUACUUGGAGAUGAAGCAAAGGGUUGGUUAGAUACCACAUAUUUGUCCCAUUCAGGAAAUCUCCGUAUCUCAAGAGGAAAUAAGGGAACUACAUUUGUGUUGCAGAAGAAGACUGAACCUAGGCAGAGGUUAUUAUCAGCCAUUUCCUCUGGGCUAGGCGUUGAAGAUGCAAUAGAUGAGCUUAUUUGUUUUAGUCAAACGACUUGCAAUGAUGAACCAGAACUACAAGAAGGAGAGUGGUUGAUGAUAUGGAGUUCACAGAAUGAGACAGAUAGCUGGUUAGAGAAUGCUGCCAAUGGUCUUAUGGGCAAGCAGAGUAUCUGGAAUAAUGGACGGAUAAAGUUUGUGGUCGACAUCUUGCCUGGAUUCAAGUUCUCUAUGAAUGGAAAUCAUAUCAAGUCUGGCUCCAAAAUGUUUGACGUUACAAUGGACGAUGCAGCUAUAAUCGGUGGUCCGUUUGGAUAUCCCGUAGAAAUGGAGACCAAGUUCGUCCUGGAGCUUCUAUAUAACGACGAGAAGAUCAGAAUUAGCCGAGGGUACAAGAAAUUCCUUUUCGUGCAUGUACGCGUAGAUGUAUGAAAUGGUAGUCUAAAUUAAAGAGUUAACUGAAUGUAAUGAUCAUUUUUUUUUUAAUAUUUCCCUAUGGUAUAUAACAAAACUUGCAUUUAAUACUUGAAGAAAAAACCCAUUUCCUCGGGCCAAUUGUAAAUUUUUCGGUUACAUGGGAGGUUCGAUUCUAGAGUUUUAUUGCUAUAAUUCCGUUUGGGGUUUAUUGGAUUUCUUUUGUAAGUUUGCUGUCAUCCUUAUGCAGCAACCCUGGUUUCAUUAAUCUAAUGUCUGAAUGGUUGGAUUAUUUAA